AUGGGGAAGCUCGUCAGACUCGAGCUGUUUAAUUUCAAGUCUUAUAAGGGCCACCACGUCUUGCUUUUCGGUGAUGCCUUCUUCACUUCAAUCAUCGGCCCCAAUGGAUCGGGCAAGUCGAACUCGAUGGAUGCUAUAUCGUUCGUACUCGGUAUAAAGUCGUCGCAUCUUCGAUCGACCAACCUCAAAGAUCUUGUGUACCGUGGCCGUGUCCUUAGAACCUCCAAAGUCAAUGACGACGGAUCCGCCACUGAACCUCAGGCGAAAGAGAACGAAAAUGACGCGCAAGAUGGAUCUGAUGUCGACGACUCGCAGACUCAAGGCGAACGCGGCGAUCCACGCUCGGCUUGGGUGAUGGCAGUUUACGAAGACGACGCUGGCGAAGAGCAGCAAUGGAAGCGGUCGAUUACCAGCAGUGGUGUUAGUGAAUAUCGUAUCAAUAACAAAAUCGUGACUGCGCAACAAUACAACGAAGCAUUAGAGGCUGAAAAUAUUCUCAUCAAAGCCCGCAACUUCCUUGUUUUCCAAGGGGACGUUGAAGCCAUUGCAUCACAGUCGCCGAGAGACCUGACUCGGCUGAUUGAGCAAAUUUCCGGAAGCCUGGAGUAUAAAGCUGAAUACGAGCGCCUAAAAGCCGAACAGGAAGAAGCAGGAGAGCAACAAACUUUCCAGCUGAAUCGCCGUCGCGGAAUCAAUUCGGAGAUCAAGCAAUACCAAGAACAAAAACGGGAGGCCGAAAACUACGCGCGAAAGGCGGAAGAACGGGACCAAGCAAUCAUCACUCACAUUCUUUGGAAGCUGUUCCAUUUCCAACGGUUGAUUGAUGAAUCCAGUGCAGAGAUACAGAAGCACCAGGAUGAACUCAAAGAAUAUCGCCGAGGCGUCGAGAAAUACGAGAAGAAUCUCGAGGAAGCUAAGAAGGAGCAUGCAAAAAUGGGCAGAGAGGUAAACAACGCAGAACGCAACAUUGUCAAAAAAGAGAAGGAUAUCGAAGAUGCAUCGAACUCGCUUGUUCCUAUUGAAGAAAAGAUUGAGAUCACUUCGGGCAAGGUACAGAGGUACGGGUCGAGGAUCUCUGAUAUCGCCCAAGAGCGUGAAACCCAAGCAGCAAAUGUGACGCGCCUUGAGAAAGAUCUAAAAGUUAUAGAAAAGGCACAAGCUCAAUGGGAAGCUGACUGGGAAAAAACGAUGAGCAAGACCGGCGGACAACUAAGUGAAGCCGAUCUCCAAGAAUACAACAAACUCAAAGAGGAAGUCAACAAGCGUUCCUCAGCUGAGCAGCUAAAACUCGACAAUCUCAGACGCCAAAGGAAGACUGAUGCCGAAACAUUGAACAGUUUGAGCAGCAAAUUUGAGAGUGCGCAAUGGCAGCUUCAGAAUCUGGAAGCUGAAGCGAAGACUGUAAAAGCACGCAAGUCCGACAUUACCGACACCAUCAAAGAUACGUCUACGGAGAUCGACCGCAAGAAGAAGGAACUCAAUGCUGUGACUUCGGAACGUUUGCGAGUAUCGCAGAUGCGUACGGAACUUGAAGAAAAGCUUCAAGUUGUCCUGAAAAAGCUUCUCGAAGCGGACGAUGGUAGAAAGCAAAGCGAGAAAGAGAUCAGGAUGAAAGAAAUGAUAUCCACACUGAAACGUAUCUUUCCAGGUGUGAAGGGUCGUGUCAGCGAUCUGUGUCAGCCCAAGCAAAAGAAGUAUGCAGAAGCUGUCAGCACUGUUCUGGGUCGCCAUUUCGACGCUAUUGUUGUAGAUAAUGAGAAAACGGCAAAGGAAUGCAUUCAGCAUCUCCGUGAUCAACGAGCUGGCCAAGCCACCUUCAUCCCGCUAGAGACAAUCCAGGUAAACGCUUUCAACUCUAACCUCAAGGGUAUGCAUCGUAGCAUGCGCCCAGCGAUUGAGACAGUUGACUACGAGAAUUCGGUUUCACGUGCUAUCAGCUACGCUUGCGGCAAUGCCAUUGUUUGCGAUGACCUGGAUACUGCUAAAUAUCUAUGCUAUGAGAAGGGCGUCGACGCCAAAGCCGUCACAUUAGAUGGGACGGUGAUUCAUAAAGGGGGUCUUAUGACUGGUGGUCGGGGACCUGGACAUCAAAGUUCGAAAAGAUGGGACGACUCUGAGUUGGAGAAUCUUCAUAAAUUGAAAGACAAGCUACUUGCCGACCUUGCCGCGUUGCCCAAGGGUCACCGUCGAGGUACAGACGAGGAAACCUUGCAAGGUGAUCUUGUAGGCCUCGAACAGCGGUUGGCUUAUGCUAGGGAGGAAUUGAAAGCUCUUGAGCGUAACAUGAAGAGCAAGGACAGCGAACUUCAAUUUGCUAAGAAGCAGGUGGCGGAAGUUCAGCCGAAACUGCGCGAAAGAGAGAAAGCGAUGAACCAACUGGAUAAAGCUAUUGAAUCCUCAGAAGAGUCGGUGGCUGAUGUUGAGGACGAAAUUUAUUCCAACUUCUGCGGGCGCCUUGGGUACGAGAGUGUUCGGGAUUAUGAAGCUCAGCAGGGUUCUCUACAAGAAGAGGCUGCUCGCAAGAAGCUGGAAUUUACCACUCAAAAGAGCAAGGUUGAAAACCAGCUAAGCUUUGAGAAGCAACGCUUACAAGCCACCGAUGACCGAAUUGAGGGUCUGAAAGCACAAUAUAAGCGUGAUGAGGCGCAAAUUAAAGAAUUCAAAGCCGAGCAGGAUAGGAUUCGAAACAGUCUGGAUGAACUCGAAGCUGAGCUUGAGAUUCUGAAUGAACGUCUUGCAGAGCAAAAAGAUGCGUAUGCGGAAUCACAGGAGAAGUUGGCUGGCCAUCGACGAGAGCUUCAAAGGCGUGCAAAGAAUGUUGAAGACACUCUCCGAGCAGUAAGCGCACUAGAAAGUGAUAUUCAACGGAAUUCUUCCAAUCGCUAUGCUCUUCUUCGACGAUGCAAACUAGAAGACAUCGAUUUGCCACUCUCUGAGGACUCGGCACCCCUGGAUAAUCUGCCAAUUGACGAUCUUGUGCAGAAUGCGGACGCGGAUGCCAUGGAUAUUGAUGAGGAUACGACUAUGACCGGACUGGAGGCUCCAGCUGUACAGGACUACGGUAUCGACGUCGACUUUGAUUCCUUGGGUGAGACAUUGAAAGAAUCUGCUGAAGAGAAGCUUGAAGAAGAAUUGCAAGAACGUAUUCGUGCUCUCAACAGCGAGCUUGACAAAAUGGCACCCAACACUCGAGCCAUGGAACGAUUGGAAAAUGUCGAGAACAAACUUCGUGGCACAGAAAAGGACUUUGAGGAUGCCAGAAAACGAGCUAGGAAGGCCAAAGACGAUUUCGAAGACGUUAUGCAGAAGCGAUCAGAGUUGUUUAACAAGGCAUUCUCACAUAUUUCCGAGCAAAUUGGACCCAUUUACCGGGAGUUGACCAGAAGUGCCAAUUAUCCACUAGGAGGUCAAGCCUAUCUCGAUAUUGAAGAUUCCGAUGAACCGUAUCUGGACGGUAUCAAAUACCAUGCCAUGCCUCCACUCAAGCGGUUCCGCGACAUGGAACACUUGUCGGGUGGGGAGAAGACAAUGGCCGCUCUUGCUCUUCUUUUUGCAGUGCAUUCUUACCAACCGUCUCCAUUCUUUGUUCUCGACGAGGUAGACGCUGCCCUUGAUAAUACCAACGUGGCUCGUAUUGCCAACUACAUCCGAGAUCACGCGGCUCCUGGCAUGCAGUUCAUUGUCAUCAGUUUGAAGACGGGACUCUUCCAACUGAGCGAGGCGCUUGUCGGAAUUUACCGAGAUCAGACAGAAAAUAGCAGUAAUUCGCUUACUCUAGAUCUACGCAAAUACCAGUAG
Molecule: messenger RNA, 3798 nt
Organism: Talaromyces atroroseus
Lineage: Eukaryota; Fungi; Ascomycota; Eurotiomycetes; Eurotiales; Trichocomaceae
Exons: 6
Coding region: 1-3798 (1265 amino acids)
Biological process (GO): sister chromatid cohesion
Cellular component (GO): chromosome; cohesin complex; nucleus
Molecular function (GO): DNA binding; protein binding; ATP hydrolysis activity
Source: RefSeq, a predicted model, not a curated record